Hibiscus syriacus is the source of this 1728-nucleotide messenger RNA. Its product is annotated as probable starch synthase 4, chloroplastic/amyloplastic. The transcript is spliced from 15 exons. The coding region runs from base 1 to 1521 and encodes 506 amino acids. The record is from RefSeq and is a predicted model, not a curated record. Lineage: Eukaryota; Viridiplantae; Streptophyta; Magnoliopsida; Malvales; Malvaceae.
AUGACUUUCUUGCAGAACUCCGCCACUUCUUUGGGAGGAAGCAAAAGGAAAGGUUUUCACAUCAUUCACAUAUGUACUGAAAUGGAACCAUUGAUCUCAGUCGGGCCCUUGGCACCAUACAUAACUGGCUUAUCUCGAGCGCUGCAAAAAAAGGGCCAUUUGGUGGAAGUUAUUUUGCCAAAGUAUGCUAGUCUUGACCUAGAUGAGGUUCAGGGGUUGCGAGAAGUUGUGGCAGAGUCUUACUCUUACUUUAAUGGACAACUGCAAGGAAACAAAAUCUGGACCGGGGUUGUCUAUGGAAUUGGAGUUACUUUUAUUCAACCUUUGUAUUACUCAUCUUUUUUCAACCGGGACAGGAUAUAUGACUAUUCAGAUGACUUUGAACGAUUUUCCUAUUUCUCUCGUGCUUCAUUGGAUUAUAUAGCUAAAUCCGGAAAGCAACCUGAUGUGUUACACUUACAUAAUUGGGAGACCGCUAUCGUUGCACCUAUUUUCUGGGAUAUUUUCUGGGAUAUUUUCGCUAAACAGAGGCUAGGAAAUACAAGAAUAUUAUUGACUUGCCAAGGCUUUGAUUCACAGUGUCUGGUUGAACCGGAUAAGCUAGCACUAUGUGGACUUGAUCCUGGUGGACUUAAUCAUCCUGACCGCUUGCAAGAUACGGCUAAGACACAUCUUGUGAACAUUUUGAAGGGUGGGAUAGUGUAUUCAAACAAAGUUAUAGUUAUGUCAUCUAUGCACUCUAAAGGAGGGAUCAUCCACAACAUGAGCCAUGAAUUGGAACCUACCUUAGCCUUCCACCAGGAUAAAUUGCUUGUCGCUCCUUAUGGCUUCGAUAACUCCGCCUGGGAUCCAGCCACAGAUAUACUUCUUCCAGUAAAGUUUAGUGCAGAGAACAUGAGAGGAAAAGAUGCAUGCAAAGUUGUAUUACACCAACGGGCAGGCAUAUCGUCACUUGUUUCUUCUGUUAGGGUUGGAUGCAUCAUCUCAGAAGUAUCAGAUUUUGAUUUAGAGAAACUGAAGGAAGCUGUGCAGAAUGCUACCAGUGGGGGUGCACAGUUCGUCUUCUUGGCGAAUGCUUCAUUGCCGACUAUAAAUAGAGCACUCAGAUAUCUUCAGGAAGCACUAGAGGGUCCCAACGUAAAAUUCUUCACCCACUACGGUGAACCACUAUUACGUUUGGUUUUUGCAGGAUCUGACAUUAUAUUAUGUCAUUCUCUUCACGAUCCUCUACUUCAAGUUCCCCUCAAGGCUUUACGAUAUGGAGCUGCUCCCGUUUUAGAAGCCUCUGGUGAUAACAACUUCAGAUACUAUGCAGAUCAUGACCAUGAGAUCAGUAGAUUCUUGCAGUUCUUGAGAUCUACCUUGGGAAUUAUGUCCCUUAGCCAAGCCAUCGACGAAAUUAGGAACAACCCAUCGACAUGGAAAACAAAGAUAUCAAAGGCCAUGAAGGAGGACUUCUCAUGGGAUGCAGAAUGCUAUGAAACUCAUGUCUCAGCAUACAGCGCCAUUAAAAGUCUGUGAAGGCAGCAACGAAUGUCAAAAGCACUUGUUUACAUGAUAUCAAUGAAGAUGGACGCGUAUCAUUUUAAGUGCAUCGGAUUAUGGGAUGGAAAACUUGUUUUCCAGUCUCUAAAUCACAAGUGCCACGCCUAAUGAAGAUCUAGCUUGUUCGUAUUAUAGGUUGAUUCACUGCCUCUCUCAGCUUUAACUAGUGACCUGCCAAUUAUA